Messenger RNA from Sesamum indicum (sesame), 609 nucleotides. NCBI's taxonomy places the organism in Eukaryota, Viridiplantae, Streptophyta, Magnoliopsida, Lamiales, Pedaliaceae. The record is from RefSeq and is a predicted model, not a curated record.
UUCAACGCCCCCACCCCCCCCAGCUCUAAACUGUCAGUCAUACCGUACACCCUCAUCUCCUUCCCAACUCUCUCGCUCUCUCUAUAUAAAUAAACUCUCCAUCACUUCAUCCAAACACACACCACACACACCAAUACCCAACUCAAACUGCAGAUAUUUUCCCACUUAGGAAAACAAAGAAGAUAAAACGAGUACAAUGGCUGCUGGUGGCCGCCGUCCGGACCCGGUGAAGGUCGUUAUAAUCAACACGCAAUACAUAGAGACUGAUGCGGUGAGCUUCAAAUCCGUCGUCCAGAGCCUCACCGGACAAGAGUCCGCUGCGCCGAGGAUUCAGGCAGGUGCUGGAGUUUCCUAUGAUGCGUCGCCGGUCUUGUCCCGCGGAAUGUCGUUCAAGGAUUUUGAGAGAAUGUUGAAGGAGUUGCCUCCGCUUGAUGAACUAUACGAGUUUUUUGCAUAAUGAUUUAGCUACUCAUUUGCAUAAAGCUUUUCCUUUUAAUUCUUGGCUUUUUUUUUAAUUGUGGAUGCAUAUUUGUUGAUUCUUUCAGGGACUUUUAUUGUUGUUUCAAGAUUUUUCGUGUAUAUAAAUAUAUAUUUAUUUUAUGUUGUCAA